UAGUUUAAAGAUUUUGAAAUCCACUCAAACAGGCAGAACCCUUCUCCUUAUGAUCUUCAGUUCCCUGACUGACACCAACUCUUCUUGCCCAGACCACACCUUCUGGCACACCUGCUUGUAAUAUCUAUAUAGACAAGCUACCAAGUUGGAGCUGCAUUUCCUCUUUGGAAUACACCAUGAGGGUGACAACCAACACCACCAUUUUCUCUCCAGAGCAACAAAACGUAAUCAGACAAAACACCUUUUUUUAUGUCAUGUUAUUCAGUUAGCAAGCUCAAGCAUUUGACCAAAUGUCAAGUCACUUUUUGGGGAUUUGGCUUUCUGAAAAUAUUCAGAUCUAUCAAGCUGAGGAACCUCCAAACACCAACAUAGCUGCUGAUUGCCAAGCAGAAACAGUUCACCAGAGAUUCAUUUACAGUAAAAUUUUUGUUUAGCUCAUCCUGUUCAACAACAUUCCUUGACAAGGAGUGGAUGUGAUUUUUUCCAUCACCUGUUGGCCUGGAUAGAUGCGUUUAUCAUGAAGAUCUACUGCACAGUGCAGAGGCAAUGUUACCUAUGUUCAGGAAGUGGAAGAGGGGAGGAGGAGGGGAGGAGAGGGCUGAGGAAACACAGUCAGGCUUGAAUUUACAAAGCUUGUGCAGGUCUAACUUGCUGUGAAUGGCUUCAGUCAAGCAUUCAUUUCGUUGACCCGGGAUGAGACACCAGUUAACAGAGCUUUGAUGGACAUGCUGGGAAUGUGAAACGCCGACAUCCAGGAGGACUUGCAUACAUUUUUCCCUGAAUUGUGAUGGAUCCUCCUGAAAGGCCAAAUGGAAUGAUUCAGAGGCGAGAUUCAUGCAUCACUGACUUGCCCAUGCCUCUACAAGCUUUCAACAUUUAUGAGGAAAUUCAGGAGACUAUUGAAAACGGACAAGACCAUGCACCGCCGCCUCUUCCCCCCCGGACACGGGUGCCCCUCAGCAACAGCCAAAAGCACCUAUCCUGUGACCUCAAUAAGCCUGCUCACAAACUUGUUCGUUCCAAUACAGAAAUAAACAAUGAUGAUCUAUGGACCAUCAAACUAAUGGACACCCCACAAGGCAGCACCAAGAGGCUGGCUUCAUUUUGUCAGGCAACUUCCAAGCUGAUGUCACGUUACAAACACACAGACAGUGUUCAUAACUCAGGUGUGGUUUGGGGUCGGUUGUUACAAAUCCACCCCGCCCUGCUGCAGCAGGUAGAGGUGACUGUCAGUGUGGCCACUGAGUGGGAUGAUCACCAACUUCACUUACCCACCUCAGUGAACAGGACAGUGAAGAGUCUGAUUGAUGAAAUCUUCCAGCUGCUGGAUCGCACUCCCAACACAAGUGGCCGUUAUGUUCUCAAACUCUGUGACUCUGAGGAGUAUCUCCAAAAUGAGGAACUGCUAGGUAUGCAUGAGGUUAUCCAGAUCUACUACAAGCUUAAACUAGUAGUUCCCCUACGACUGCUUCACAUGAACAACAUCAAGCACCUUCUGGCCAGGGAUGGAGCAGAUGACCAGACCCAGUGCCAGCUGUACCAGUACCUGCAUCCUGUCCGUGUUUUUAACACCUCCAAGUAUAGCCUGCACAAGCUGCUCCUUAGCUACAGCAAAGAGAUGACAGGACUAAUGAAGAGUAAGUCUGGGGCGAAUAUUAACACACUCGUCAGACGUGUUCGCACCAUCAGCAAUCUUCUGUGCGGGAUCUCAUGUCAGGAGCUGGAGGAUGCCAUUGGCUGGCUCAACAGACUCAAUCCAAUAUUUCUGAGUCAAGAUGAGACAUCAGAUUAUGAAAGUGGGAUGGUCAUGCUCCAUGGGGCGCUGCUAAAAGUGCUGCAGAUCUUUUUUGACAACUUCCUGACAGACUUCAAGGCGCAGGAGGUGACGUGCUAUGGGCAAACCCGUUCUGUGGACCACAACAAUGAAGUCUUGGAGUUCAAGAUUGCUGCACUUUACAAACUACUUCCCACCUGGAGGACCAGUUAUGAGUGCUUCUCUGUUUCCUGUCAGUUGACAUAUGGAGGAGUGAAGCUCUCCAACACCGGCCAUUCUGAAAACAUCAGCACCGCCUUGUUAUUUGGAAACCAGAUCUACUGUAACCGCGUGAUGGUGUUCCCUGUUCCAGUAAAUGAGCUGCCAUAUGAGAGCAUGUUGACGUUUCACCUCAAGGGCACUAAGAAAGGAAAGAGCCCAGAUCUUUUAGGCUGGGCUGUGCUACCUCUUUUCAGCAACAAGACUCUGGCAAAAGGAACCAUCCUGCUCAGUAUGUCUACAAUGACAGGGAUGCCUGCUCCUCCUUCCCCUGCCCUGUUUGACAGCCACACACAGGCACUCGGGGUCAUUCUGCAGCUCGAGUUUCAAGAUCAAUUCCAAUGGACAUAUUGGAGGCCCAUCGCACUCCCUGGUUCAAUAAUAUUCUCUCAACCUUGUGAGACACUACAAAAGAGAAUGUUAGAUGUCUCAAAGAAGCACUGCCUCUGCUUUCUAACGGAAAAUGAGAAGUCUUUCCUCUGGGAAAAGCGGUACUACUGUAACAAAGAAAAUGCUUUCUUGCACCUGCUGCUGGGUGGAGUCCCCCAGUGGAGCCCUAUAAACCUCACAGAAAUCUAUACUAUCAUUGAGAACUGGCCCAUCCAUUUACCUGAGGAGGCUCUCUUCCUGCUCAGUGACAGUUUCCCUGAUCAGACUGUGCGGCGGACUGCAGUUCAGUACUUUGAACAGAUCCCAGAUGGAGAGCUGGAGGUUUUCCUGCCACAGCUUGUACAGGUUUUGAAGAGUGAGUGGGAGCUGGAUGGACCUCUGGUGAUGCUGCUGUUGGAGAGAUCACUGAAGAGCAUACGAAUCGCCCAGCAACUCUACUGGCUGCUGGAGGAUGCCCACAAUGAGCCCUACUACCAGAGUUGGUAUAGUAAGAUCAAGGCUGCCCUGUGGCACUGUUGUGGCCAGGCACUGAGGCAGGAGCUGGAGUACGAAACCUCCCUAGUGUCUGUGCUUGUACAGGUUGCUGAGAAGGUCCGCACUGCUGAAAAGGCUCGACGCAAGAAUGUUUUGAAUAAAGAAAAGUGCAAGAUCAGUGAGGUCUUCAGCAGUGGGAUCAGCUGUUGUCUGCCACUGGAUCCUGCAGUCCGUGUAAAGGCAGUGGACCUGGAUGCCUGUAGGUUCUACAAUUCCAAUGCUGCUCCUCUUGGGAUCUCAUUCAUCUGUACUGAUCCUCUGGCCAAGAAUGUCAGUGUCAUUUGUAAGACAGGAGACAACCUGCGUCAGGACAUGCUGGUACUUCAGAUAGUCCGUGUGAUGGACAGAGUAUGGCUCCAGGAGGGGCUGGACCUGCAAAUGAUCACCUACAGAUGUCUCUCUACUGGCAGAGCACAGGGUGAGGUGGAUUUAUACACACUGGAGAAAUGGUUCCACAUGUGGAACAAAACUAAGGAUGACUAUGAAAAGGCUGUGAUGAACUUCAUCCACUCGUGUGCAGGGUGGUGUGUGGCCACAUUCAUCCUAGGAAUAUGUGACCGCCACAAUGACAACAUCAUGUUGAAACACAGUGGACACAUGUUCCACAUUGACUUUGGCAAGAUUAUGGGCAAUGCGCAGAAGUUUGGAAGCUUUAAAAGGGACCGGUCACCGUUCAUCUUUACAUCUGAGAUGCAGCAUUUCAUCACAGGUGGGGGGCAGAAGCCUCAGCGCUUACAUCGCUUUGUGGAGCUCUGCUGUGAAGCUUAUAACAUAAUCCGACAGCGCUCUGCCCUGAUACUCAGCUUGCUGGAGCUAAUGCUAUGUGCAUGAAUGCCAGAGCUUAAAGACACCAAUGACCUGCAGUAUGUCCGGAACAACCUCAGACCUCAUGACACAGACCUGGAGGCCACAUCCUACUUUACAAAAAAGAUCAAGGAGAGCAUGGGCUGUGUUGCAGUCAAGUUUAACUUCCUCACACACAACAUGGCUCAAGGGAAAAAACAAGAACCGCUGACAAUGGAUGGCAUCCCCUCUCCCAGCAAUAACAUCCAAGAAGCUUUCAUCCAGGGAUACACCAUCAAUGGAAAAGAAGUGCUGUAUGACCUGAGAAUCAUCAUUCAUGAUGGGUUUCUGACCAGUGAGAAGACACUGGAGCAGUUUGAGCUGAUUCAUAAGCAGCUGCAGAAAUACUUCAUUGAAUCUAUGCUACCUCAGUUUCCUAGAUGGUAUAAGAUGUCAUUUACACCAGCCAAGAAGAUGAAGUCUCUGCUAAAUAAAUACCUGAAACAGCUUUUUGAAGGACCCUGCAAGGGAAAUGAAUAUGUGUGCAGCUUAUUCCUGGAUGGCCCCAGCACUGUCCAAAAAAGUGAGGUGACAGGAGCCAGACCUCAAAUCCAGCUGUGUAUAUCUUACUCGAACUGUAAGCUCUCGGUCUUGGUAAAGCACCUGAAGAACAUUAAGCAGGCAAAUGGCUCUAAUCCAGACGCCUAUGUGACCACGCGUCUGAGACCAGACCCUCAGCAGUCCUCCAAAAAGAAGACAAAGGUGGUUCGCAACAAUGACAACCCCACCUUCAAUGAAUUGCUGGAGUACAGUUAUGUCCCACUGCUGUAUGGGAUGGUGCUGGAAGUGACAGUGAAGAGCAAGAAGACUUUUGUGGCUGCAACCAACAUUAAACUGGAAGAUGAGUUGCUUGACAAGGAGAAAUGGUUUCCCCUUGGGAACUGUGCAAUCUGACCUCAGAGCUGCACCGCACACCUG
Molecule: messenger RNA, 4717 nt
Organism: Monopterus albus (swamp eel)
Lineage: Eukaryota; Metazoa; Chordata; Actinopteri; Synbranchiformes; Synbranchidae
Gene: pik3c2g
Product: phosphatidylinositol-4-phosphate 3-kinase catalytic subunit type 2 gamma
Exons: 36
Biological process (GO): phosphatidylinositol-3-phosphate biosynthetic process; phosphatidylinositol-mediated signaling; cell migration
Cellular component (GO): phosphatidylinositol 3-kinase complex; cytoplasm; plasma membrane
Molecular function (GO): phosphatidylinositol binding; 1-phosphatidylinositol-4-phosphate 3-kinase activity; 1-phosphatidylinositol-3-kinase activity
Source: RefSeq, a predicted model, not a curated record